Messenger RNA from Apodemus sylvaticus (European woodmouse), 3754 nucleotides. It is a transcript of the gene Atg13, whose product is annotated as autophagy related 13. NCBI's taxonomy places the organism in Eukaryota, Metazoa, Chordata, Mammalia, Rodentia, Muridae. Gene Ontology annotation, biological process: protein localization to phagophore assembly site; mitophagy; piecemeal microautophagy of the nucleus. Gene Ontology annotation, cellular component: phagophore assembly site; extrinsic component of membrane; cytosol. The record is from RefSeq and is a predicted model, not a curated record. The transcript has 17 exons. The coding region runs from base 343 to 1893 and encodes 516 amino acids.
CCUACCUCCCCUCCGCCUGCACUGAAGCGGAUGAAAACAAACACUAAGGAUGGCGGCGCCGGGCAGCGACUGGUUGCUGGCUUAGGGCGGGAGAGAUCGCUUGACGUGUGAAGGGGAAGCUCUGAGGAAAACCAGUCGACACCAGUCCGACAGCUUUUUCAGUUCUGGGAUCCGGGAGCCUCGUUAGCGUGAGGUAUCUCUCUGCGACCUGUGCUGUCACUACCGCCCCAGAGCGCGGAACCCACAGCCGGGAGGUGCGGUUGGCCGGCCCCAGGCCCCGGCCUCCGGAAUGAGAGCCCGGAGCCACUCUCUGUGCAGUAGCUUCACAGGUUCCAGUAGGCAAUGGAAACUGAUCUCAGUUCCCAGGACAGAAAGGACUUGGACAAGUUUAUUAAGUUUUUUGCCCUCAAGACUGUCCAAGUGAUUGUCCAGGCUCGGCUUGGAGAAAAGAUUUGCACCCGUUCAUCAUCUUCCCCGACCGGUUCAGAUUGGUUCAAUUUAGCAAUCAAAGACAUCCCAGAAGUCACCCAUGAAGCAAAGAAGGCCCUGUCGGGGCAGCUGCCUGCUGUGGGGCGAUCUAUGUGUGUGGAGAUUUCACUCAAGACUUCUGAGGGAGAUUCCAUGGAGUUGGAAAUUUGGUGUCUUGAAAUGAACGAAAAGUGUGACAAAGAAAUCAAAGUUUCCUACACUGUAUACAACCGAUUGUCACUGCUGCUGAAGUCUCUUCUCGCUAUUACGAGGGUGACACCAGCCUACAGACUCUCCAGGAAGCAAGGGCAUGAAUAUGUAAUUUUGUACAGGAUUUAUUUUGGGGAAGUUCAACUGAAUGGCUUAGGAGAAGGAUUCCAGACAGUUCGAGUUGGAACAGUGGGCACCCCUGUGGGCACCCUCACUCUUUCCUGUGCUUAUAGAAUUAACUUGGCAUUCAUGUCCACCAGGCAAUUUGAGAGGACCCCACCUAUCAUGGGAAUUAUCAUUGAUCACUUUGUUGACCGUCCCUAUCCCAGCUCCUCUCCUAUGCACCCUUGCAAUUACAGAACUGCUGAGGAUGCUGGAGUCGCAUACCCAUCAGUGGAAGACUCUCAGGAAGUGUGUACUACAUCUUUUUCCACAUCCCCUCCCUCCCAGCUCUCAAGCUCUCGCCUUUCCUAUCAGCCUGCAGUCCUGGGCAUUGGAUCGGCUGACCUGGCUUAUCCAGUAGUGUUUACUGCUGGCUUAAACACUACACACGCUCACCAGCUGAUGGUUCCUGGGAAGGACGCGGGGGUACCUCUUGCUCCCAACCACCCUGCUCAUGGUGUCCAGGCUGAUCAGGAGAGAAUGGUGAUGCACAUGCCUUCUGAUGGGGCCAACUGUGCUGCCACGCCCUCAAGCAGUGAGGACACUGAGACUGUGUCUAACAGCAGUGAAGGACGGGCCUCACCCCAUGACAUCUUGGAGACUAUCUUUGUCCGAAAAGUGGGAGCAUUUGUCAACAAACCCAUCAAUCAGGUGACUCUGACGAGUUUGGACAUACCCUUUGCCAUGUUUGCUCCCAAGAAUUUGGAGCUGGAGGAUGCUGAUCCUAUGGUGAAUCCCCCGGACUCCCCAGAGACCACAUCUCCCCUCCAUGGCAGCCUGCACUCAGAUGGCUCCAGCGGGGGCAGCAGUGGCAACACACAUGACGACUUUGUUAUGAUUGACUUUAAACCAGCUUUUUCUAAAGACGACAUUCUUCCAAUGGACUUGGGGACCUUUUACCGUGAAUUUCAGAAUCCCCCUCAGCUGAGCAGCCUCUCCAUAGAUUUUGGAGCUCAGUCUAUGGCAGAAGACUUGGACUCCUUACCAGAGAAGCUGGCCGUGCAUGAGAAGAAUGUCCGAGAAUUCGAUGCCUUUGUGGAAACCCUGCAGUAAAAGUGUCCCGAGUGUCUGCAGCAACCCCUUUCUGUGGACCCAGCACAGAAUCUCCUCUUCCUCAGCUGCUCCCCAGCCUUCAUGCUGUUUCUGGCCAGGUGAAAGACAGGGUGGUUCCCCUCUGGGACCUAGAAGUCCCUGCUCUUGGACUUCCUGGAAACCCAUGGCAGCAGUGAGGCCCAGUGCCAGACUUGGGGAGGACUCUGGCUGUGGAGCUGGAAGCUGGCGGUGACAGAGCCUCAGCAAGGCCUGUCCUCUGCUGCUUCACAAAGGAUGUCAUCCAUUCUUCCUACUACCAGCCUCCUCCCUCGGUCUACCCUGAGGCUGGCCCCUACCUGCUUGUCCUUACGUCAGCCACCUGACUUUCCAGCUGGUGGCUGGGACACUGGGCAGCGCUGCAAAAGAAGAAACCUAAGGCGACCAAGCCAGGCGGAGGGGGCCCAUGUGUUACCAGGAGUUCCUGGGCCACCCUGCUCCCCUCCCUUCUUCCAUUCCUUUCCCUUCCUUGUCUUUAUUCACUUCCUUUCUCCCACCUUCUCUCUCUUCAUCUCUCACCGUCCAUCCCUUGCCUUCCUAGGCCUGUGCUUUUGACAAUAUGACAGGCCAAUCUGCCUAAAAUAACAAGUAUUCCAAAGCUAGCCACCAUCUCCCAAAGGCUGUAACAAGCCUGUUUCUAGAAUUCGUUAUUGAGAGUCACAGAAAAGUCCUUUCCUCCUCAUUUUCCCUCAAUCACUGCUGCGUGGAUACAGAACAUGGUAAAUAUUUAUUACUUUCAGAGAAAUCAGAUAUUUUAUGUAUGAGGUUAGCAGUUCCACUUGGGAAAGAGGAGCGUUUCUUCUGGGAUGUAGGCCUCCCCUGAAGACUCCUCAGAACUUGUGCUGCUGCUCUGAGGAUCUUCUGUCACAUCUAAGGAGAGAUCAGGAAUCAGUCUGGCAAAGGCAAAGUCACCCCGUCAAGCUGCGAGUGUGGAAGUGUGCAGGCAUUGCUUGGGCUCAUCAACAGGGCCGGACCGGGCCGCUGCGUACUCUGCUGAGCACAGUGACUGGCUCUCUUCUAACAGCCCAGGAAAUCUCGGGCAUGGUCAGUGUGAUCACUCCUCAGAGUUGUGUUGCCCAUGGUGCCCAAGGGAGCACUGUGGAUCCUGCUGUCAAGUCCCUGAGCCUGGAGCAGGACUAAGGAGCUCUUCCUCCCUCCCUCUCUCCCUCCCUCUAAUUCCAGAGUCUGUACAUGGCCCUGGCUUUACAAGCUGGAUUGGUUCCCUUUUGAGAAACCAAAGCUGAGCUUAUGGUUGACUUAGACCUUCAGGUAUUGCUGCUUGAGUAAGUCAAGUGCCUCUGCCAGCCUGCCCUGUUCCCGUCCUGGAUCCUCACUGGCAGCAGCUGUUACACAUCGGAGCAGGUGGCUCUCAACUGCUUGCUAGUAAUCUGCAUGUAACACUGGAGCCUUUCCCCUGUGCAUGCUUUUGCUGCCACAGAGAAAUGUGCCCAGCGGUGGUGGCCAAAUGCUAUUGCAGCCUUUGGGUCAGGGCAUGUUCAUGGCCUACUAAACCAGACUUACCCCCUAGAGCCAGCACUGAAGGGGGUGAGGGCACGGGGUCUUUGCCAGGCUCAGCCAGUGGCCUUUGCAGACAGCAGCCUUUAUGUCCCAGAUUAUUAGGAAAGAGGCCAGGGAAGCUGAGCAGAGCAUCCUUCAAGGUAGCCUGUGUUCUUCAGCCCUAUACCAUGGAAGAUAUGGGCAACUGCAGCCAAGCUCAGGUUGGGACCAGGUGGCUGUGAGGCCCCUCCAGUGCUUUGUUGGGAAAUGAGAGCUACACUUGGAAAUAUAAUCAAGAGGUUUCCAAUAAAAAGUUUUCUGUACUUCA